Molecule: messenger RNA, 4299 nt
Organism: Carassius carassius (crucian carp)
Lineage: Eukaryota; Metazoa; Chordata; Actinopteri; Cypriniformes; Cyprinidae
Product: protein diaphanous homolog 1-like
Exons: 28
Coding region: 1-3930 (1309 amino acids)
Biological process (GO): actin filament polymerization; actin cytoskeleton organization
Cellular component (GO): cytoplasm; actin filament
Molecular function (GO): actin binding; small GTPase binding; microtubule binding
Source: RefSeq, a predicted model, not a curated record
AUGAGCAAAGUGAAACGGCUCUUAAUGUGUCUUAACCAGCAUGAGUUCAUCAGGAUGCGUUCUGCUUUACCUGUUAACGGGACAAAUAAGAAACAAGAAGGACGAGCACAGGCCGGCGGCGCGCAGCAGCUCCAGGCCGCGGGUAAAGACGCCCUGAGCGGGCGCGUGAGGAUCCACAUCGGAGGAGUUCAAGUGAUUUUACCGCACAAAAUGGAUCCAAACUCAGCAUCUGGUGGUGCUUCAAAAAGUAAGAAAGACAAGGAGAAGAAAAGCAAGAAGUACGAUGAGGACGGAGACGAAAAAAAGAAGAAGUUUACUCUGAAACGGCUGAUUCCUGAUGAGCUGGAGCGCUUCACCAGCAUUCGGACGAAGAAGGAGAAGGAGAAGGAGAAGGAGAAGGAGAAGGAGAAGGGAGGCACGAUGGGAAACAGACACUCUUCAGCCCCCCAGUUUGAAGUGUACCAGAGCGCCUCUCUGAACGAGCUGACGGACGAGUCUGUGCUGGAGCUGUUUGAGCAGAUGCUGGUGGAUAUGAACCUGAAUGAGGAGAAGCAGCAGCCGCUGAGGAAGAAGGACAUCAUCAUCAAGAGAGAGAUGGUGUCUCAAUACCUGCACACCUCCAGUGCUAGUAAGAGUCAGAAGGAGAGCUCUAGGUCAGCACUGAUGUACAUCCAGGAACUGAAGACCGAUCUGAGAGACGUACCGUUACUGAGCUGCCUGGAGUCACUGCGUGUGUCAUUGAACAACAACCCCGUCAGUUGGGUCCAGACGUUUGGAGCCGAGGGUUUGGCUUUGCUUCUGGCAUUCCUCAGGAAACUCCAAGAUGAGAGAGAAGACCCUUUGAAUCCUGGGAUUGGUGUUAAAUGUCAACAUGAGAUCAUUCGAUGUCUCAAAGCCUUCAUGAACAACAAGCACGGUCUUAAUGCCAUGCUGACGUCAAAAGAAGGAAUCCCUCUCCUGGUCCGAUCCAUCAAUCCAAAAGUGCCACACAUGAUGGUGGAUGUAGUCAAACUGCUGUCUGCUCUCUGCAUCCUCGAGCGUCCAGGAAACACGCACGAGCGAGUUCUGGAGUGCAUCACUGAACAGGCUGAAGAGCAGGAGAUUGAGAGGUUCCAGCCGCUGCUGUCCGGCAUGAGUAAAAACUCCAUCACGCUCAAGGCCGGCUGUAUGCAGCUGAUCAACGCUCUCAUCAGUCGAGUGGAGGAGCUGGACUUCAGGAUCCACCUGAGAUCAGAGCUCAUGAGACUGGGUCUCAAAGACCAGCUGAAGGAGGUGAGGUCGAUUGAGAACGAUGAGCUCAAGGUGCAGUUGCAGGUGUUUGAAGAACAAGCUGAUGAAGACUCUGAAGAUCUUCGCUCACGGUUGGAUGAUGUCCGUCUGGAGAUGGAUGAUAUGACUGAAGUCUUCCAGAUCUUGAUGAACACCGUGAAGGACUCGAAAGCUGAACCUCUCUUCCUGUCUCUGCUGCAGCACCUGCUGCUGGUGCGAAACGACUACAUGUCCAGGCCUCAGUACUAUAAACUCAUCGAUGAGUGUACGGCUCAGAUCGUUCUGCACAGGAACGGCUGUGAUCCAGACUUCAAAUGCAGGAAGUUUGACCUUGACGUGGACCAUCUGAUUGAUAACAUGGUUGAUAAGACCAAAGUGGAAAUCAGUGAAGCUAAGGCCACAGAGAUGGAAAAGAAGCUGGACGCAGAGUUGACGGCCCGUCACGAGCUGCAGGUGGAGCUGAAGAAGAUGGAGGCCGAUUACGAGCAGAAGGUUCUGGAGCUGAGCACUGAGAAAGAGACGCUGGGGAAAGAGAAGAACGAGCAGGAGAAAGAGAACCAGGGCCUGCAGUCAGAGAUCAGCCAACUGAAAGAGAAGAUUGAGAAGCUCUCAAAAGAUCUCAAAGAAGCCAAAGCGAAGGUCAUCACUGUGCCUGUGCCUGUGGCUCCGCCCCCCAGCCAGUCAGCUUCUUCUGUGCCACCUCCACCUCGUCCUGCUGGAGCUAGCCUCCCACCUCCUCCUCCACCGGGCCAAACGGCCAUGCCCCCGCCACCGCCACCUCCUCCUCUGCCUGGGGCACUUGGUCUGGCUCCGCCCCCUCCACCACCUCCUUUACCCGGAGCACCUGUUAUGCCAACGCCCCCUCCGCCUCCACCUCUUCCCGGGGCAGCCAAUAUGCCGCCGCCUCCUCCGCCUUUACCGGGUGCACCUGGAAUGCCGCCUCCUCCUCCUCCUUUACCUGGAGCACCUGGUAUGCCGCCUCCUCCGCCUCCUCCACCUGGAAUGCCCGGUAUGCCUCCUCCACCUCCUCCGAUGGGCGGUCCUGGGAUGCCUCCGCCCCCUCCGGGUGGGUUUGGUGGAUGGGCGCCUGCUGUUCCUCAGCUGCCCUUCGGCCUCCAGCCAAAGAAAGACUACAAACCUGAGGUGCAGCUGAAGAGAGCCAACUGGAGCAAGAUCGCAGCAGAGGAUCUGUCUGAAGGCAGUUUCUGGGUGAAGGCUAAGGAGGACCGCUUUGAGAACAAGGAGCUGUUGGCCAAACUCACACUGACCUUCUCCAGCCAGACCAAAAGUAAGAAAGAUCAAGAGGCAUCUGAGGAUAAGAAAAAUGCUCAAAAGAAGAAGGUGAAGGAGCUGAAGGUACUCGACUCCAAAACAUCCCAGAAUCUCUCUAUAUUCUUGGGUUCAAACAGGAUGCCUUAUGAAGAGAUGAAGAAUGUCAUCCUGGAGGUCAACGAGAAAGUUCUCACUGAAAACAUGGUUCAGAGUAUGCUGAAGCUGCUGCCAGAGCAGGAACAACUGAACUUAUUAUCAGAGAUGAAAGACGAGUACGAGGAGCUGGCCGAGUCUGAACAGUUCGCAGUUGUGAUCAGUACAGUGAAGCGUCUGAAGCCCCGUCUGAGCUCUAUCCUCUUCAGGCUUCAGUUUGAGGAGCAGAUGAAUAACAUCAAGCCAGACCUAGUGGCAGUGAAGGCCGCCUGUGAGGAGCUUCAGAAGAGUGAGGGCUUCGCCAAACUGCUGGAGAUCACGCUGCUGCUGGGAAACUUCAUGAACGCAGGAUCACGCAACGCCAAAGCUUUCGGCUUCAGCAUCAGCUACCUGUGCAAGUUGAGAGACACUAAAUCAGCCGAUCAGAAACAGACUCUAUUGCACUUCCUGGCGGAAAUAUGUCAAGAGCAGUAUCCUGAGGUCAUGAACUUCUCAGAGGAGCUCACCCAUGUGGAGAAAGCCAGCAAAGUGUCGGUAGAGACGCUUCAGAAGAAUCUAGAUCAGAUGGGAAAGCAGGUUAAAGACCUGGAGAAAGACCUUGAGACGUUCCCCCCUCCCCAGAGCGACAGGGACAAAUACGUAGAGAAAAUGACCAGUUUUGUAGCGACGGCUCAGGAGCAAUUCGUGAAGCUCAAGCUGAUGCAUGAGAACAUGGAGAAGCAGUAUGAGGAUUUGGCCAAAUACUUUGUGUUCGACCCCAAGAAAAUGACUCCAGAAGAGUUCUUCGGUGACCUCAACAACUUCAGGAACAUGUUCCAGCAAGCAGCAAAAGAGAACCAGAAACGCAAAGAAGCGGAGGAGAAGAUUCGUCGAGCCAAACUGGCGAAAGAGAAAGCGGAAAAAGAGAAGGAGGAGAAACAAAAGAGAAUGAUUGCUGGACAGAUUCCCAACAUCAAUGAUGAUGAUGAGACUGGUAUCAUGGAUGGUUUGUUGGAGGCGCUGCAGUCUGGAGCUGCUUUCAAGAGGAAGAGAGCACCACGACAAGCAGCCAACAAUCGGAGAGGAGCCGGUCACGCCGUGACAAACAUUCUCGCCAAAGAGCUUCUUCAGGAUAAUGCCCCGCCCAGUGCCACGAAAAAGACCCGAUUGGAAGCACAGGACAGGAAGGAGUCAUCUCCAGAGGACACGGGCUCGCUGGAGGACCUCUUAGAUGACGCUCCGUUACGCUCACAUUAAGGACUUCCAAUGCUGAUCCUGCCUGUUAAAAGACAGACUGUAUUUGGGGACCAAGUCUGCGAGGGCGGGGCUCUUGCUACGCCACACCCACACAGCUUCCUAUUGGGCCGUCACACUGGAGGAGCGGCCUCAUCUCAGCACUGUCACACUCGUUUUGUCAUUUUUUUAACACUCUUUCUCUAAACACAAGGUUUCAUUUGUCCGCUAUCUGUAUCGACUGCUUUUGCAAGAUUCCAAAGAUUCGUAUAGAGAUUCUGUUUGGAAUUCUAUUCCAGAUUCAUCUGAAUGUCCUCUUUUGGUUCCUUCUGAAAACAAACAUCUGUUCUGCUUUAACAUUAAGCUUUUUUUGUUUGGUUUUUGACACUUAAA